AUGUCCAAGUUCCUGAGAUGUCAGGCCUCACCCACAGGUAGCAAAGCACUGAACAGUUCCGGACAACAGGGAGGCUGCUUUUUCCUCCUCUUCAUUUGGUAUGCUGACCUGAGUCCAACCCCUCAGUAUCAGGGGCCUCUGCUGGAUGAAGACAUACAAAGUGAGAAUGUGUUUCAGUCAGAGCACUGCGGGCUGCAAAUCACCCGACGGUGGCGCCCCGAUGCUGAAAAAUCCAACCUUUCUAUGGAAAUUCUUACCCACAGGGAUCUUCUCCAGCAGGUACAGGUAGCUGGCAAAGAACUCACUCCUCAGCGUGUGGUGCAGGUGGAAGGACAUGCUGUGGCGGCACAUGCUGUCAUCCGUCUCUUUCCAGCGGUCCCUGAAAGCUUGAAGCUGUCAGACGGAGUGUGCGUGAAGGAGAGCAAGACUCUGAGUGGAGCAGCUCUCGUUUGGGAGCGUGUUUCUCCAGCUGCUGCUAUAUCUGUCAAGCUGCGCCUUGGACACAGCUCUGCCAGUGGUCAGAGAGUGAAGGGUUGCUCUCUGGACGUGCACCCGACUGAGAAGGCGCUCGUCGUUCAGUAUGAGGUCGAGGCAACUCUUCUGGGAGAACUGGGGGAGCCCAUGGUCGGAGACCGCAAAGAGUGCCAGAAAAUCAUUCGCCUGAAGAGCCUGAACGCCACCACAGACACCUCCUCUCUGGCCCGAAAGGUGGUGGAGGAGUGCCGGCUCAUCACCCCCUCCAAGCUCCGCGAGGUGGAGCAGCUGCUCUUCUACCUGCAGAUCCGCAAGCAGGCCAACGGUACCGCAGCCUCCCGCACGCCGCCUCUGGAAAGCGUCCUCAUGAGAGUCAACGACCAGGAGAGGAAACGGAUCUCGCCGCGGGACUUUGCGCCCUACGCAGGAGUAGAGGUAGGGGAUGGCUCCGCGUGCAGCCCCAUGCUGAGAUUCCUAUCUGAAGUGGGAGUUUUCCCCCAGCUGGGCGAGGAGGCGAGCAUCGGCAGCAUCGACGAGUACGUGGAGCUGCUGUACGAGGACGUCCAGGAGAAGAUCCGAGGGGCCACGCUCAUCUUCCAGCUGGCCCGCAACCCAGACAACCUGGAGGAACUGAUCGAAAAUGAGGCAGCCCUUGGUGCUCUGGCCAGAGUUCUGAGAGAAGACUGGAAGCAGAGCGUGGACCUGGCAACAACUAUCAUCUACAUCUUCUUCUGCUUCUCCAGUUUCUCCCAGUUCCAUUGCCUGGUCUCUCACUUCAAGAUCGGAGCCCUCUGCAUGAACAUCAUCGAGCACGAGUUCUCUGAGAACCAAAACCUGAAGAAGGAACAUGAGAAGUCUUUCAGAAAGUACCAGAGCCUGCUGAGCAAGCAGGAGCUGCUUCUCAGAGUGUCUCUGUGUCUGCUGCUCAAUCUGGCUGAGGACACCCGCACUGAGCUGAAGAUGAGGAACAAAAACAUCGUCCACACGCUGGUGAGGCUGGUCGACCGGGAGGACCAGGAGCUGCUUCUGGUGGUCGUCUCCUUCCUGAAGAAGCUCUCCAUCUUCCUGGAGAACAAGAACGACAUGGCUGAAGCAUUUGCAGUGGAGAAGCUGGCUCGGCUGGUUCCCUGUGGGCACGAGGAGCUCCUCAGCACCACCUUGCGCCUCCUGCUCAACUUGUCCUUCGACACGACCCUGCGCAGCCAGAUGGUUCAGGCCGGACUCGUCCCCAGACUCUCCUCUCUGCUCGCUGACGAGGCCCAGAGACAGCUCAGCAUGUGCAUUCUGUACCACAUCAGCAUGGAGGACAGAUUCAAGCCCUCGUUCGCCGACACAGACUGCAUACCACAGCUGAUGAGGAUGCUGUUUGAAUGUGGGGAAGAGAAUAUAGAGGUGGAGCUCAUCUCGCUCAGCAUCAACCUGGCUGCUAAUAAGAGUAACGCUCAGGCCAUCUGUGAAGGUAACGGUCUGAAGAUGUUGAUGAAGAGGGCCUUAAAACGGAAGGAUGUACUGGUGAUGAAGAUGAUCAGAAACCUGUCUCAGCAUAAUGGACCAACUAAGAACUUGUUCUUGGACCAUGUCGGGGACCUGGCAGCUCAGAUCAGCGACGGGGGGGCCGAGGAGUUUGUGAUCGAGUGUCUUGGAACGCUGGCCAACCUGACCAUCCCCAACCUGGACUGGGCCCUGGUUUUAAAGGAGUACAACCUGGUGCCCUACCUGAAAGACAGGCUCAAACCAGGUUCGGCAGAGGAUGAUCUCAUCCUGGAGGUGGUGAUCAUGAUGGGCACAGUGUCCACGGAUGACUCAUGUGCUGCCAUGUUGGCCAAAUCUGGCAUCAUCCCGGCUCUCAUUGAGCUCCUCAAUGCCCGACAGGAGGACGAUGAGUUUGUGUGCCAGAUUAUUUACGUCUUCUACCAGAUGGUUUUCCACAAAGCAACGAGAGAUGUCAUCAUCAAAGACACCCAGGCCCCGGCUUACCUCAUCGACCUGAUGCACGACAACAACACGGCCAUCCGCAAAGUCUGCGACAACACCCUGGACAUCAUCGCUGAGUACGACGAGCAGUGGGGCAAAAAGAUCCAGACCGAAAAGUUCCGCUGGUACAACAGUCAGUGGCUGGAGAUGGUGGAGAACCGUCAGCUGGAUGGGACAGGCGAGUCCUUCCUGUACGGCGAGGACGCAGAAUCCUUCACAGGGAGCAGAGACAUCCUGGACAGACCUGACCUGUUCUACAGCGCAGAUGGGAUCAUCUCAGCAGACGGUACCAUCAGCCCAGACUUCUACGAUGACUUCCAGAACGGAGAUCUGGGAUCAGUCGGAUUCGUCAGCAGGUAUCGAGCUGCACCUCAGAUGGGUUUGCUGCCUAAUAUGUGA
Menidia menidia (Atlantic silverside) is the source of this 2847-nucleotide messenger RNA. The record is from the annotation of a GenBank genome assembly. NCBI's taxonomy places the organism in Eukaryota, Metazoa, Chordata, Actinopteri, Atheriniformes, Atherinopsidae.